This is a messenger RNA of Phaedon cochleariae (mustard beetle), 1519 nucleotides long. NCBI's taxonomy places the organism in Eukaryota, Metazoa, Arthropoda, Insecta, Coleoptera, Chrysomelidae. The record is from the annotation of a GenBank genome assembly.
GGGAUCCGGCAACUGCGCAUGCGUCGCGACCCCUUGUCCCUCAGGACGUCCGUCGACGUCGUCACGCUACCUGACGUCGGGACGCCCGCGAUGAGCUCUUGUUUCGCCGUUUUCCAGAAGCUAUUGUAGUAGCAUCGUGAUAGCCCUUUUGUACGUUUCAUUUGAAAGUAAAGAAAAUGUUAGCUGAUGACGAGGCUGACUUGGAGUCAAAUUCAACAACCUUCCGGAGAUGAAACUCUGCAUCUUUUGCUUUAUGCUAUUCUUGUACACCCCUCUGCCUGUGGAGGCGCAGCGAUUGGUACCACCCAAGAAGUACCACUCAGACGACGACGAUGACGAUCGCAAUGACUACAACGAAGAUGGUGAAGAAGAUGAGGUACUGCGACACAAUGCAACUGCAGACGACAAAGGUCUGUAUGUUGGCGCACCUUGCGAAUUUACCUGCAGUGCCAAACUGGUCCACGCCUACUGCAAUCCUGUCAGCGGUACAUGUGAUUGCGAAAAAAAGUAUCCUGUCAAACUCAAUAACCCCUACGCAGGAUGCAGCAAACCCAAACGAUUGGGAGACCAGUGCUACUACAUGGAGGCUUGCCAGUACACUGAUCAGCAUUCUUCCUGUAUCCAGAUUCACCACAACGCCAUUUGUCAGUGCCAAAAUGGAUACCAUUCCGUUUCUAUUCAGAAACCUUCGAAAAGAGUAUUUUGUGCUGAAGAUGUCGUUCUCAUAACAUCCGAUUUCUCCACGUUUGCUGGAGUCCUCUCAGGUAUAGCAAUUCUCUCUGGUCUAAUAUGCUUCGUGCUCCACUUGUUCAAUCAGAAUCUGUACGGCUCCAGACACCGUCGUCACAGAUUCGGCAAUGCCAAUUUGGCACCCCCAAUAAUGUUCUCCAGCGAUCCAGGGCUGCCUCUGCCGAUGCUAGACCGGCAACACCGCGCGACGUCCAGAGCCUCCUUGACCCACCGCACGUACUCUGGUCGCGCCAGCAGCGCGCCUGGCUACCGCGCAAGCGCCUACCCCCUCCACCACCACUCGGCGCAAGCGUCACGCGCAGGAUCAAGAAGGCCCAGCAUAGCAUCGGUCCAUAGCAUGACCUCAAUAAAGAGUUACAGCGCAAGGAGGUACGAGCGAGAGAGGCAGCAAAAGGAGGAGAGAGAGAUGGACAGGCGGUUCUCAAAGCUGUCCAGGAAUAAUUCGACUUCCCGGAUUGUCCCUACUCCGAGUCCUCAUUCGACUGACGAUUUACUUCCCACACUGGAAGAAGAUAAGCAGAUUCCUCCUUUAGCUACGAAAGAAGAAUCUACCACUAGUUUUCACGAAGAGAUGCCAUCUACUUCGAAGCAGUAUCCCUACGAAGUGAUCUAGUUGAACUGAAACAAUUUUUUUAUUUAUCGGUUUCGGCUUAUUAUGCCCAAGAGCAGUGUUGAGUGUUAUUUGUAUAUUGAGUAGCUUCGAGUUAAAAACUACUUGAGCAAAUUUUAUGUGCGUUUAGUGUCACACCAUGAAAAUAUUGAAUAAUAG